This is a messenger RNA of Lotus japonicus, 2289 nucleotides long. RefSeq names its product zinc finger protein CONSTANS-LIKE 10-like. The coding region runs from base 342 to 1628 and encodes 428 amino acids. The record is from RefSeq and is a predicted model, not a curated record. The transcript is spliced from 6 exons. NCBI's taxonomy places the organism in Eukaryota, Viridiplantae, Streptophyta, Magnoliopsida, Fabales, Fabaceae. Gene Ontology annotation, molecular function: zinc ion binding; protein binding.
ACAAACCACAUUGCAUUAUUCUCCUCUCACACCUCCACCAACCCUCCCCAAAUCUAAUCUACAAUCUAGCUAUUCCUAUCUAUCUGAACAGAGCAGAGGACAGAGAAACAUAAAGAGGAAAAAAAGGUCAGUGUCUGUUUUCUGGAAAAGUCCAGCUUCCACCUCUAGGGUUCCUUUGCUUGAACUAAAGCAAUAUUUAAACAUAAAUUUUCUGAAAAAGGAACAGAUCUUGUCCUCAUUCACUUUCUUGUCAUGUGCAGCUGAAUUUGCAGACCUGAAUUGUGCUUGCUUAGUACAUUGUCUAUCAACUUAUUAAGGAGCAGGCCGGAGUCGGUUAGAAGAUGGGUUAUUUAUGUGAUUUUUGUGGAGAGCAGAGGUCCUCGGUGUACUGCCGCUCGGAUGUUGCGUGUUUAUGCCUGUCAUGCGAUCGGAAUGUUCAUUCUGCUAACGCCCUUUCUAAGCGUCACGCGAGAACCCUUGUAUGCGAGAGGUGUAAUUCACAACCUGCAUAUGUGAGGUGUGCUGAUGAGAAAGUUUCGCUUUGUCAGAACUGUGAUUGGUUGUCUCAUGGUGCCGCUCCGUCUUCUUCAACACACAAGAGGCAAUCAAUCAAUUGCUACUCUGGCUGCCCUUCAGCUGCAGAACUUUCUUCAAUGUGGUCAUUUUUCUCGGAUAUUCCUUCUAUUGGUGAAGCGUGUGAGAAGGAACUUGGUUUAAUGAGCAUAAAUGAGAACACUGACAAGAGUGCUUGGGUUCCUCCAGAAAGCGAGAAUGUGUCUGGUUCAGCUCAAGUGACUGAUUUACCCAACAAGGACAAAUCUUGGGUUGGUACAUCUUCAGCACCCGAGUCAAGCUCAGAACCUCGUGUUCUGGAACAAGCACCUGGACCUGCCAAUGAAUGUAUGCCCAAGUUACACUGUCCCGCCAAAAAAACUUCUGAACUAUGUGAAGAUGAUACUGUGUGUGAUGAUUUCAACAUAGAUGAAAUGGAUCUUUUUUUAAAAGAUGAAAUGGAUCUUUUUUCAAAAGAUGAAAUGGAUCUUGAACUUGAGAACUAUGAGGAACUUUUUGGUAUGGCUCUCUGUCAUUCUGAAGAGCUUUUUGAAAAUGGUGGAAUUGGUAGCUUAUUUGAGGCAAAGGACAUAUCUGCUAGUGCUGGUGAUUCCAAUUGUCAGGGUGCUCUCACUGCUGAGGGGUCAUCAGUUGCGUUGGGAAAUGCCAUGAAACCAGCAUGCAGCACUGCGGCAUCUGCAGAUUCAAUGUUAAGUACUAAAACAGAACCAAUUAUUAGUUUUGCGGCAAGGCAAUCCCAAUCAAACAUUUCUUUUUCUGGCGCUGCCAAGGAUAGCAGUACUGCUGACUAUCAAGAUUGUGGUGCUUCUUCAAUGCUUCCCAUGGGAGAACCUCCCUGGUGUCCUCCUUUCCCUGAGAGUUCUCUGCAUUCUGCUAAUCGCAGCAAUGCUGUCAUGCGUUAUAAGGAAAAGAAAAAGAACAGGAAGUUUGAUAAGAGAGUAAGAUAUGCCACUCGCAAGGCAAGGGCUGAUGUUAGAAAACGUGUGAAGGGUCGGUUUGUCAAAGCCGGAGAUGUCUAUGAUUAUGACCCUUUGAGCGAAACCAGAAGCUACUGAGGGCACUCCUUUUAACCAUGUUCUGUAAAAGGAAAAGGGACUCAUAUGGUUGCAAAAGUAAAACAGUUUUCCUUAUCUGAAAAUGGAUGAAAUCUGGUUCAUUCUUUCUCAGUGUGACAAGCUGUCUGAUUUUACCACAGGAGCGUCAAGGGAAAGACACAGUACAGGCUCAGAGCGGAUUGUGUCCUUUGCCGGAAAGGAUACCCUGGUUAUGAUAUCAGCUGACAUUGAAAAUAUCAGACAAAGUGCCCCCUCAGGCAAUGUGUCUUGAAUUUUUUUUUGCCUUUAACUAGGCAAGUUCUGCUUGAUUCUAAUCGAGUGCACAAUUCUUUUGUAGUCCUUUGGCCAUGAUCUUGUCAUGGUUUUGUCAUUUGCUCUCAUAUCUCUUCUAAUCUAAGUCACAUGUAGAAGUUCCCUUGAUGGCAUGAUAAGUGGCUCAUUUUGAUUUUUCUGGAUAAGCUAGAAUGUUGUAGGCUGUAACAUUUUCCCCCUCUUGCUUUGCCAUGUAUAGCACAGAAUAUGCACAUAUGCAGAUAGGGGUGUAAUUGUAUGACAUUUUGUGAUUUAAGGGCUAUGUAUAGAAUAGGAUGUUGUUUAUCCUGAUCACAGGAAAUGGUCUAUAUUGGACAUGUAUCAUGUAUCGAUAAAAGUUUUGUUUGUA